GGCAUCGGAAACGAUUCAUGAGAGAAAGGCGGAGCCCUCCUCUGCUGUCCUUUCUUUGAAACUUUAUUUUUUAACAAUUGCCUGCACUCUAGAAGUACCAGGUGUUCGAUUUAGCAAAUUAUUUAAUUCCUGUAACACUGCAAAAUUUAUAGCCGCCUUUCCUUUGACCACGGAGAGAUCUGUCAAGCAUUGCUUGCCUUGAGAGAAGUUUGAUAUCCAACCAGCUAACGUUAGCAUUGCUUGACAGCUGCCCUUUUCAACAGGGAAGCCGCAGUGAACUGUUGAACACAAGAAAAUGGGGGAUAAAGAAUUGAUGUGGGCCUUGAAAAAUGGAGACCUGGACGAGGUUAAGACCCUAAUGAAGGAUGAGGAUGUAAACAGAACCCUGGAGGGAGGCAGGAAGCCCCUGCACUACGCUGCUGACUGUGGCCAAGCUGAGAUGCUGGAGUUCCUCCUCUCCAAGGGAGCAGAUGUCAAUGCCCCAGACAAACAUGGUAUCACUCCGCUGCUCUCUGCCACAUACGAAGGUCACCUCUCCUGCGUCAAGAUCCUGUUAGAAAAGGGAGCCGACAAGGAGCGGAAAGGACCAGAUGGCCAGAGCGCCUUCGAAGCAGCCGAGACCGACGCCAUCAAGGCUCUCCUCAAGUGAAACGGGAGCCUAGAAAGGACGGACAGACUGAUGCAGCAGUGGUCCCCCAGACAGACAAGAUGGACACACCCCUUCCCCCGACCUCCAACCUCUGUCUUUAGCACUGCUUUGUCUGUUUGCGGGGUUUGGUUUUUGGUUUUUCCCUUUUGAUUAUUUUUUUACAUUGUGGGGAUUCUCUCUUCUCGCCUCUUUUCAGUAGCCAUUGAAUAGAUGGACUUGUCAAUCAUGUCUCCCUUAGGGACCAAACACUGAGGGAAAAGCACCCAGACUUGGACCCUCCCUGAACACACAAGGAUGCAAUGUAAAAAUGAAUAGAGUUUAGCACUUAAAUGAUCGCUCUCAAGUCCUGUGGUAACUGCACUGCACUACUUUCACAAAAAUGUUGGCAGAAAAAACCCGAUAAUAAUCCAAUAUACUUUUUUUUUUCUUCAGUUUUCAAUAUUAUAAGACCACUUGGUUAUAUUAGUUUUACAAACAUCAGUUGUGCUAGAUAGAGAACGGUUGUAAAGAUUCAUUCUAUUAGCUCUGUAAGAUGGCCUCCUCUUUCCCUUGGCUGUGUACUGUAGCUCUUCUCUGUAGACCUGACUGGCUAACUGUCCAGUGCUUCAACUAGGGGGGUUUGUACUGUAUGAGGGGGUAGGUCCUCUUUAGGUCGCUAAUAAUAUUGGUUACCUACUCUCUACGUAACCCCUACUGAUAACAUAUCACACUAAAUAUUAAUGACCAGGGUUACUCUAGUAACGUAUAAUAGCAUAAAUACCCCCUUGACCAAUCACCAUGUUGGCUAUUACAAAAAUGUAAAUGUAUAAAACAUAUUGAUUAAUCUGUUACUUAUUAAAACAUUGCUGUGUAGUGAUGGCAUUAUGUCAACAUUGACCUUUAGUGCAGGAAUUUAGAAUUGCACCAUGUUUUUCCCUUUUUGAGUUUUGAGCAUGUUCUGAUCUGCAAUCCUUUGUUGCCGCAGUCUAUGUUUUGUAUUAGAUGAAUUGGGUGGGUGGGUUCUGAACAGUGGGAUAUAGGGGUUUCGGGUUCAAACUGUGGAUGGGGGAAAUGAUCGUCCUGUCGCUCUCUGGGUUUGAUUAACCUUCCGGCUCUGCUGCAUGUCAGAACUGCUUCUACUGCUACGCUCUCCAAAAUGGAUGCCUUCCUCUUUUGGUUGCUUUCAAAUAAUUACAAUGCAAUGGAAACAAAAUACAAAACGCUUUCUCUCUGGCAUCGUUGUGAGGAAAAGUCUGUAAAAACUUAAAUAAAAAAUCUAAAAAUGA
Messenger RNA from Coregonus clupeaformis (lake whitefish), 1914 nucleotides. Its product is annotated as myotrophin. Gene Ontology annotation, molecular function: protein binding. NCBI's taxonomy places the organism in Eukaryota, Metazoa, Chordata, Actinopteri, Salmoniformes, Salmonidae. The transcript has 4 exons. Gene Ontology annotation, cellular component: cytoplasm; nucleus. Gene Ontology annotation, biological process: regulation of barbed-end actin filament capping. The record is from RefSeq and is a predicted model, not a curated record. The coding region runs from base 296 to 649 and encodes 117 amino acids.